AUGCCUCUCUUUUCACGCGAUUCCACCGCUAGUGCCUCUUCUUCCAGUCCUCGCUCAUCCAUCCUGACCCACUCCUCUGCUGGUCACAAGGAAUCUUCCCGCUCGUCUUUUUCGUCUAGGUCGGAAUCUUCGGCGGGGAGCCAUCGCCGACGAAGCAUUCUGCACCGCACGCCCGAAGAUCCAUCAAUUCAAACCGCACGAGAGCAGGUCCUUCGCGCGGAGACCGCAGAGCAAGAGGCUGAUAGAGCUUUGAUUCUGUCCAGAAGGGCUGUGAAGGAGGCUCGAGAUCACGUUAAACGCCUUGAGCGUGAGGCUUCUGAGGAAGCUCGACUUGCUAAAAUCAAACACGACCAAGCCAAGUCCAUUUCCAAGCGAGCGAAGCCUUUGGGCCGCCACAUGUAG
Penicillium verhagenii is the source of this 402-nucleotide messenger RNA. RefSeq lists its product as uncharacterized. The transcript has 3 exons. The record is from RefSeq and is a predicted model, not a curated record. The coding region runs from base 1 to 402 and encodes 133 amino acids. Lineage: Eukaryota; Fungi; Ascomycota; Eurotiomycetes; Eurotiales; Aspergillaceae.